Peromyscus californicus insignis is the source of this 2626-nucleotide messenger RNA. Its product is annotated as serine hydroxymethyltransferase, cytosolic-like. NCBI's taxonomy places the organism in Eukaryota, Metazoa, Chordata, Mammalia, Rodentia, Cricetidae. Gene Ontology annotation, biological process: cellular response to leukemia inhibitory factor; protein homotetramerization; L-serine catabolic process. The transcript has a single exon. Gene Ontology annotation, molecular function: protein homodimerization activity; zinc ion binding; mRNA regulatory element binding translation repressor activity. Gene Ontology annotation, cellular component: cytoplasm; nucleus; cytosol. Bases 289 to 1725 code for a protein of 478 amino acids. The record is from RefSeq and is a predicted model, not a curated record.
UGUCCCAGACAGCGCGGUGUGGCUUUCCGGCAGGCGGUGGGACUCGGAUCGUUCUUCGCGCGCUCUCCAGGAACUCAGCCAUCCCCCUGCCUCUGCCUCCCGAGUGCUGGGAUUAAAGGCGUCCGCCAGCAACGCCGGCCCUAGCCCCUUUCGUUAAGGCCGGAGGACCAGGCGUGUAAGGCCAGAUCCCGCUACCAAGCGAAUUGGAGGCCAUCCUGGACCGCAGAUUGAGACCUUCUCACAAAAAUACACCUCCCUCCUAAUACUAGGCAACUCUGAACCAGUGUAAUGGCAAAAAUGGAUGUCAGCCUGUGGUCCUCUCAUGAGAAGAUGUUGACACAGCCCCUCAAGGACAGUGACGCCGAGGUUUACAACAUCAUUAAAAAAGAGAGCUACCGGCAGAAGGUUGGAUUAGAGCUGAUUGCCUCAGAGAAUUUUGCCAGCAGAGCUGUGUUGGAGGCCCUGGGAUCUUGCUUAAAUAACAAAUACUCCGAGGGGUAUCCAGGCCAGAGGUAUUAUGGUGGGAAUGAGUUCAUUGAUGAGUUGGAGACACUGUGUCAGAAGCGUGCAUUGCAGGCCUAUCAUCUGGAUCCUCAGUGCUGGGGAGUCAAUGUCCAGCCUUACUCAGGCUCCCCUGCAAACCUCGCUGUGUAUACUGCCCUGGUGGAGCCCCAUGGGCGCAUCAUGGGCUUGGACCUGCCAGAUGGAGGUCAUUUGACUCAUGGCUUCAUGACAGACAAGAAGAAAAUCUCUGCUACAUCUAUCUUCUUUGAAUCUAUGCCUUAUAAGGUGUACCCAGACACUGGCUACAUCAACUAUGACCAGCUGGAGGAGAAUGCCAGCCUCUUUCACCCGAAGCUGAUCAUUGCAGGUACCAGCUGCUACUCUCGGAACCUGGACUACGCACGUCUGCGAAAGAUCGCUGAUGAUAACGGGGCGUGUCUCAUGGCAGACAUGGCACACAUUAGUGGGCUGGUAGCGGCUGGGGUGGUACCCUCCCCUUUCGAACACUGCCACGUGGUGACCACCACAACCCACAAAACCCUGAGAGGCUGCCGUGCUGGUAUGAUAUUCUACAGAAAGGGUGUGCGCAGUGUGGAUCCCAAGACUGGCAAAGAGAUUCAUUAUGAGCUGGAGUCACUCAUCAACUCUGCUGUGUUCCCAGGCCUCCAGGGGGGCCCCCACAACCAUGCCAUUGCGGGUGUUGUUGUGGCCCUGAAGCAAGCCAUGACAACAGAAUUCAAAAUCUACCAGCUCCAGGUGGUGGCCAACUGCAGGGCUCUGUCCGAGGCCCUCACUGAGCUGGGCUACAAAAUAGUCACAGGUGGUUCUGAUAAUCAUCUGAUCCUAAUGGAUCUCCGUCCCAUGGGCACCGAUGGCGGAAGGGCUGAGAAGGUACUAGAAGCCUGUUCUAUUGCCUGCAACAAGAACACCUGUCCAGGUGACAGGAGCGCCUUACGGCCCAGUGGACUGCGACUGGGGACCCCAGCAUUGACAUCCCGUGGACUUUUGGAAGAAGACUUCCGAAAAGUCGCACGCUUUAUCCACAGAGGGAUAGAGCUCACUCUGCAGAUUCAGAACGACAUGGCCGUGAGGGCGACACUCAAGGAGUUCAAGGAGAAGCUGGCAGGGGAUGAGAAGUACCAGAGUGCUGUGAGGACUCUCCGGGAAGAUGUGGAGAGUUUUGCUUCCAACUUCUCAAUACCUGGCCUGCCCGACUACUGACAGCUAGCACAGCCAGCAUCUCCCAUGAGGGGAGGACUGCUCCAGGACCCCGUGAGCCCUGUCCCCUCUCGAGUGGACAACUGAGCCUGCACUGUGCUGUGGAGGGUUUCUGACCGGCUGUUCUCGUUUCAGAUUCUGGGACAGGCUACUAAGGACUAUAAAUUUGAAACUUCACUUCUCAGCAGCUUUAUAUAAUGAAUUAUUUGGGGAAAAAAAGUACUAUGUAGCCAUUUGAUCUCACUUAUUGACUGCAGCAUGAGGCAGAGCUAUUAAAGAUCCCAGAAUUCUCCUUUCUCUUUUCUCAGUGGGCCCUGUGGCAGGUAAGGAAAUGUCCAGGUUCACUCUUGUGUUUUCUAUUAUUCCUGUUCUGUUGCCCAGUAGGAUGCCAGAGGAGCACUAAGUUUUCUGCUCUGAGUUUGAUAUAUAAACUAGACAGAUGUAUAAGCAAGAAUUAAUGUCAGGUGCUGGAAAGAUGGCUCAGCUCUGGCUGCUCUUCUAGAGGACCCUGUUUGACCCCCAGCACCCACAUGAUGGAUCACAAUCAUCUGUAACUCCAGUUCCAGAGGAUCUAAUACUUUCUUCUGGCUUCUGAGGGCACUAGGCAAACAUGAGGAGCAGACAUGUGUACAGGUCAAAUAGCAAGUCACAUAACAUUUAGUUUUAAAGAAAAAUAACCUGCCAGGCGGUGGUGGUGCACGCCUUUAAUCCCAGCACUUGGGAGGCAGAGGCAGGAGGAUCUCUGUGAGUUUGAGGCCAGCCUGGUCAACAAAGCAAGAUCCAGGAAAGGCACAAAACUACACAGAGAAACCCUGUCUCAAAAGAAAAGAAAAAAAGGAAAAAUGACUGUCAGUCAGCAGCUUGAGGUAUGUUACAGAAGGCUAGAGGUGUCACUUAAGAGGUA